GUUGUCCAACCGUCAAUUAACCGUCCAACGACUCUGAUUCAUCGCUUCCGUUUACCCUUACCUACUUUCAUGCGCACUUUCGUAUUGAGACAUUCAUGAAACGAGGCAGGCGUAUUAAUCAAUGAAGGACGGCUAGAGAACGGUCACAUCCCUCAUUUUUCUAGUUCUUAACCAUACCACAAAAAUGGAUGCUUAUUCGUGACCAGUGGAUCAACGGAUGGGUGAGUGAGUGAGACGGAUGACGUCCGAGAGCGUACUUUCUCUAGCGCGGAUCUAACUCCAUUCAAAGGUCAUGUCCAUCGGUUAGAAAGUAGGCCACUGGCCUCGCUUGGAAAACCUGUUAAGCGUUGUCUUUGGCUCGGCUGUUUGACGCAUUGUUUACGGCUACGCCCUGGACCGAUUUUGACGCCGCAACGUUCAGAGAAUGGAUAAAAGCAGAGGUCCCCUCUCAAUGAAUUUUCAAUUCACUUACCGCCCCCAAAUCUGCCUUCAGCCAAAAGUCACCCUAGUAUCAAUACCCCAUCCUCCUUGCUCUAUAUUCUGCUACUCUUGCGUCGUAAUGUCUCUCACUCCUAUCAAGUCAUCCUCCACCACUGUAGCCUCCGUCACGGCACAAAAAAGCUUACACUCUAACCUCGUCCCCGGCUCAAUGAUACCCAUGAACUUCGAUAAGGAGAGUGCUCCUGGAGAUAGCGCUGAUAAGGGCAACGGGGGUCCCCAGUGCUGCCACUGCGGCUGGCGUGGCUCUCAUGCUCCCAACUGCCCCUUCAAGUAAGAUAUCUUGAACGUUGUACUUUUGAUGCGCUCAACUUAUGAGAUCGCUGUCCUCUAUCUACUAUGCAAUCCGUGUUCUUGCUACUGUCUUCCUAUCAUGUUAUUCGCUUCUAUUUCCCGUUGCUGAGCUUCCAGAUUGUACUUCCUACAUUUCUUCUCCUGUGCUGUUUCAUUACCCAGUUUCUAUUCUGCUAUUAUGCAUUUAAUAUAGUUCACCUCUCAUCCCAUAACCAUCGCCCCCUGUAUUCACAUCUACCAGACCAACGUUCAGGCAAUAUCUAUCCAAUGUCGG
This is a messenger RNA of Somion occarium, 1066 nucleotides long. The record is from the annotation of a GenBank genome assembly. Lineage: Eukaryota; Fungi; Basidiomycota; Agaricomycetes; Polyporales; Cerrenaceae.